GACCGUCCACGCUGGCGUGAGUCCUGGAAUGGCAACUCCUUAGUUUUCCCCAGCAUGCGAAAAUGCAUACACAAAGGCGGGUGAACGAUGGGGACAAGGACAUUGCUUCUCAAUUACCAGAAGUACCCGCGAGCCCGACCUACGCCCUUGAGGACUUGAGUCCACCGCGCUACAAGGACGAAGAGGACUCCGACCGCGCCCGGCGAGCUCAGGCCCAAGCCCGAGUACGAGCCCGAGCCAGCGGCGAGUACGGCGAUCUAGAGCUAGGCAGUGUACCGCUAUUGCCGGCUGGGCAUCCAGAUGAAGACCGCGAUUUGGAUGACUCGGACUCGGACUUUUUCGACUAUGAGGAGCAAGGUGCGCAUUGGGACCACCCGCCGCUGUCCUGCACCCUUGCUGGCUUCACCACCUGGUUGCGUGGGCCGGUCCCGCCGCAUGUUUACCAUAUCAAGCCUUGGUUUCCGCGAUGGCAGGCCGCACCGUCGCGUCUGAUUGAGCGGUGGGCUCCACGACGGGGCAUGAAGAUUGCAUUAGUCGCUGGCGGUUUGAUUAUCUGGAUUGUCGUGUUCUUUGCUUCACUGCAAGCUUCCGUUGCCGGUCAAGAAAUUACAGGAUAUGGACGGCCAGUGAAGCUGUCGUGUCACCAUCGUCUAUGGACCAAUGCGACAGAUUGCGGUCUGAACGGAGAUCAUUGUCUCCCAUUUGAUGAGCAGUCGUUUGCUUUCAGCUGUCCGGCAGGCUGCUCUACUGCUAUUCUCCUAGAACCGUACGAUAUUGGUAACAGUUCGUUUAACUAUCGACCUCUUGUUAUUGGAGGGAAACCCUUCCGAAUGGACGGUCACAACAGUGGGAUAUACCGCGGCGACUCUUCGAUUUGUGCCUCAGCACUACAUGCUGGGCUGAUCAGCGAUGCCAAAGGUGGCUGUGGCAUUCUGCAUCGUCGCGGAGAGCGGGACAACUUCCAGAACUACACCAAGAAUGGUAUCGAGAGUAUAUCUUUCAAGCCGUUGUUCCCAAUGUCUUUCAUGUUGACACGAGAGGUGUCUUCCCCAGGGUCCAGUGAAGCUAAGCUGGUGGAAUGCUCCGAUAUCCGCUGGUCGCUAUUUGCUUUCACACUGUGCGUUACGGUCAUCUUUUCAAUGACUGUUACUUCGGCACCGAUUUUUUACAGUAUCACGUUUUUCAUAGUCUGGUUUCAAGUCGCCAUGGCAUCAGACCCACCAGGCUCGAGGAACUUCUACGGCUUGUUACAAGUCGGACUGGGCCGAUUUCUUCCUGGCUCUUUCGUGGGCUUCGCCUUAUACUACUUCUGUGUACGCAAGACCCUCGUCAAUCUCGAGGCACAUGCAGACAAGACUAUCCUAUGGCUGGGAGGCUGCUGGGUUGGUGCCUUGAACUCAGAUACCUUCGACCGUAUCCCCAUAUCCCGCCUCACACCUCAUGAUCUUCAACAACAGCCCGGCGCCAUUACGGCCCUAAUCAUCAUAAUCGGUGUUCUCAUCACAACCACCUUCAUCCAGGCACAUUGCUUCCGCUGGGAGGGUCGUCUGCUAUCCACUCUACGCCUGUACGGUAUCAUGUUCGUCGGCAUUAUAGUGCUCGUCCUAGUACCUCACAUGAACCUCCGCAUCCACCAUUACAUCCUUGCCCUCCUCCUCAUCCCAGGCACAACACUUCAAACCAGACCCAGCCUCCUAUUCCAAGGCAUAUUGCUUGGUCUAUUCAUCAACGGUAUCGCCCGCUGGGGCUUCGAUUCUGUUCUUCAAACCCCCGCCUCCCUCCUCGAAGGUGGUCGUCUAGGCACUAUUCCACCACCAAUGAAUCCACCGCAUAUCGAGGAUCGAAGCCACCUCGUCUUCUCGUUCCCUGAGAUUCCGCCACAUGUCGAUGGUAUUAGCGUGAUUGUCAACGACGUGCUACGGUAUCAGGGGUUCAAGUCGAAGGAUAGUGCCUCCGUGCCGGACUUUGCUUGGUCGCGCCGACGCAAUAAUCAAGAGGAGUACUUCCGGCUCGGGUAUGUUCAUUUGAAUGCCUUGGGAGGUGUUUGGUAUGAGGAUUUCUCCGCGCCCUCAACGUGGGCUAUUGAUGGCAACUUUUACUAUCCGGGAUAGUUAUAAGCGGUCGUCUUGGUAGUCAUUAUUCUUAGACUCUUUGUCUUUUCAUUUUACUAGCCUGGUGGCCUUUGGCGUGUGUAGCAUUUUCGAAUAUGGGUAUUAGACUCGUGGAAGGUGUUGGGCUUCUUUUCGGAAUUGAUUCGUUCGUUCAUAGAAAAAAUAAAGUUCUAACAGCGCAUACAAAACAUUGUAAGAGCAUUUCCAGAAACCGAAAGAGUACAAACUCCGAUUCAAUGGAUGUAAAAUAGCCGCGAAUGUGGCGGACCGUAUGCUCCAAGCCCAAGGAGUGUAUCUAGCUAAUAUACAGACCGUAUGAUCUAUGAUCAAAAAUAAAAACGUCAGACCCCCAAAUGCAAUAGACCGAACCGUUUGACCAGCAAUUAUAUAAGAGUAAUUAAUCGUCCUUUCUGGCCUUGGCGGCCUUUUUAUCCUUUUUGUUCCUCUUCUCCUUCUUCGUCUUCUUAUCCUUGCUCUCAUUGGAGUAGUCUUGCUUGCAGCUCACUUGCACGAGGCUUUGCUUGCCGCCAUCUUCAAUGACCAGAGCAGUCAGUUUGCCGCCCUUCACACAACCAGAGUCAAGACCCUUGGUAUAUGUCCGGAUCUUAAGGCCUGUCUUGGCAUCGUGACCGUAAAUAACGGUCGUUGUUUGAGAGCGAGGGUCUGCAUGUGAAGAUUUGAGGCUCGAGUGAAGGAUGGAUUGGUGUUUAUCAAACAUCUAGAGGAACAGGUUAGUACAGAGGGAUCUGGGUCAAAACCGAGCAGACAGCUCACCUUAGCCCAACUCAUACCCUCGGUCUUUUCGCUGGGAACAUGCGUGUCAAGGUCCAUGGUUCGCAUCGUCAUCACGGUCGAGGGGUCCUGCUUUUCAAGCUCCACGCCCGGGACCAGACCGGCAUGUACAACUACUACCUGGCCGAUGCCCUGGACCGAGCCAACGUUCAAGAUGACCGGGCAAGCCUCAAGCCACCGCGCUUGCUCAUCGCUCAACGAGCGGGCCAGCGCGCGUUCCUUGGCUUCCUUCUCCGAGGGCUCGUGCAGCUUGACAUUCUUCUCGUCCCCCGCCAGGAGUGUAUUCAUCGUAAUCAUCUCAUGUCGGAGGAGCAGGAUGCGGUCUUCGUGGUUGCCACGCACACACGAGGCUCCAAGCUCGCGAGCAAGAUCCACAACUCCACCACUAUCGGGCCCCUUGUUAAUUAUAUCACCCGUGAGGAUCAGAUGGUCUCCAUCUGUCACGGAGAAUUCGAUCUUUUUAAGCAAUUGCUCCACUGAAGGAAGAUAGGACAAGUUAGUAUAUUUGGUGCCCUCAAACAGGAACAAGAAUGGAACCUACACUCCUCUUUACACCCAUGCACAUCCCCAACCACAACCAGACGCUUCUCACUCCUCGAUCCCCUCGACUCACCCUCGAUCCUGGCCACUGGCACCAAUGAAGGAUCCAAGGUACGGAUGUGAGUUAAACCAUCGAACCGAGGAAGCGAGUUACUCCCGAACCAGCCCCCGACCUCCGCUUUCGACGCAGGAUCCAGCGCGUGUAAUAAGGCACUGCGCUCCUCUAGGCGGGGGUAUAAGAUCAUAGCCCACCCGGCCCAGCCGAGUAAGAACAGAACGAGGUAGACAAGCACGUAGCGGCGGAAGCGCGGGGCAGCGAUGAUAGAUAGAGCGAUCUCGACGCAGCCGGGGUGUUUAUUGUUUUCGGGGGAGGAGGAGAGGGAGCGGUAGGCUGAACUAGAUUGCCAGCCGUUGCGGACUGAGUCGAUUAGGGGCCUUGAGAGACGGGUGAUGCGGGAGGAUGAGGAUGGUUGGGUGGUCGCGUGAUAAUAUGAGUCGCCGAGUUCAUGGUCGGAGUCGUAGGAGGCCAUAUUGGAAUGGCAUUUAUGAUUGAAGGGCUUCUCAGGACAUGGCAGUGGAGCAGGUAGGAGAUUCGGGGAAGGAGACAAAUAAUCGGAGUUGUCAACAAGGCGCCCGUGAUCAGCUAGGGCCAAGGCUGAGUCGAAGGGCUUGGC
Penicillium brasilianum is the source of this 4117-nucleotide messenger RNA. Lineage: Eukaryota; Fungi; Ascomycota; Eurotiomycetes; Eurotiales; Aspergillaceae. The record is from the annotation of a GenBank genome assembly.